Messenger RNA from Paramuricea clavata, 1536 nucleotides. The record is from the annotation of a GenBank genome assembly. Lineage: Eukaryota; Metazoa; Cnidaria; Anthozoa; Malacalcyonacea; Plexauridae.
AUGGCCGCUUGUUGCCCGACGGAAGAGAAAUAUGGCUACGAAGAUAGUUGUUUUGAGAAAGCUGUCGAUGCCCACUUUCAUUGCUCUAUCUGCUACAAUGUUCUGAAGGAACCAGUGAUGUGUAGAAAUAAUGAACAUAUAUUUUGUCGUGGCUGUAUCACUGAACACUUAACUGUGAACUCGCAUACUUGUCCAGAAUGUAACGAGGACUUGACUAUCGAAACACUUCGUAAAGCGCGUCUGGUGAGCAAUAUUUUAUCUGAACUCAAGAUAAAGUGCGAUUAUUCCAACCGAGGUUGCCAAGAGUUCAUUCGUCUGGAAGAGCUAGAUUCUCACGUCGAGAACUGCGGCUUUGCUCCGGUGAAAUGCUCAAACGAGGAAUGCGGAAUGGAAAUUAACAAGCGAGAGAUUAUUCAUCACGAGAGCACAGUUUGCGAGUACAGGAAAGUCAAGUGUCAUAACUGUGUGAAGAUCGAGCAAGAUAUGCAAGAAAUGAAAGAGAAAAUGGAAGGAAUGAAUGAGAAAAUGGAAGGCCUCGCAUCCAAGGAAGAUGUAAAGGCGUUUAUCGAGGCGCUGAUGGUCCAGAUGUUUGAAAAAUUACGCUUCCUUGAAAACACCAUUCAAAUUUCAUCUGUUAUCAACCAAGCAUUGAAUGCAUUAAUCGAAGACAUCUUAGUAGCUGGGGGCAAGGACAGGGAUGGUAAUGCUUUGAAAUCUGUUGAGAGAUUUUCAUGGAAGAAGAAUGUCUGGGAAAGAGUGUCCUCAAUGAGCGUUGUUCGUGUGGGAGCAACGUCGUUUGUUUACGAGAAUCAAGUAUUUGUCUCUGGCGGAUGUGAUAGUGAUGUAAUUGAGGUAUUCAAUUUGAAUGAAGGUCUGCAGUUGCAAUGUCGUCAAUCUAUAGCCAAACUUCCCUACCUUUGUGAAACCCUCCGCUCUGUGGUUUACCAGAACCGUGCAGUUCUGUUUUGCGCAUGCGGUAAGACUGAUCAUUGCGCAGAACUUUGCCUUUCCGCACCUUACACAUGUAAGCAGUUAUGUAAAAUACCUGCGCCAGCAAGGGAAUAUUAUACCGUGGUUGCAUUUGAGCACAAACUCUUGAUUUUUGGAGGAUUGUAUGGUGCUACCAAAGAUGAUCUUCUUGACAGUGUGUUAGAGUUUGAUCUCAUCACGAAUACAUUUAAAGAUAUGCCUUCAUUGCCCUAUUCCGUUCAAAAUAUGACAGGUGUUCGUUGGGGAGAUCAAGCCAUUUUGUCUGGAGGCUGGGAUAAAGGUGGCCCAUCAAAAAAGGUGUUUAUGUAUAAUUCCAAAACAGGAAACAUCACUGAAUUGCCAUCUAUGUUAGAAGAGAGAAAUGGAUGUCGUGCGAUUAUUACUGGAAAUACAAUUUUUGUCAUGGGUGGACGAGGAAAGACCGGUCGUGUUAGAUCUGUUGAAGCUUUCACUUUGGGUGGUUAUACCUGGAGAUAUCUUCCUGCCAUGAAUGACAUUAGAAGUGGCGCCACUGCAACUGUUUUACCAACGAAAAACUUUCAUUGA